GAGUCGGCGCUGUGGCUUCACAUAUGUCGGUCCGCCUCGACAAUCCAUUCGACAGCCACCGGGCGCGGCACAAGGCUACUCACGACCAUAGCUGCACUCCAGCUGUGGCAGCACUGCUGGCACCCAUGCAGGCGGUUCCAGUCGCUCAGCUCACAGCUUCUAACCACGCCGAAGAUUUGGGCAGCCUUGCAGACACCCCAAGGGACCUGGAUAUGUUCGACCCGGAUGUACAAGACGAACCAGCAAAUGAAGUCGUAUUUUCACAUCCAACACCAAUGCUUGAGCCAGCCUCGAAUGAUUCGAACGCACUUCAACAAAGCAGAAAAAUUUCCCACAGUACUCUUUGUGCUUCUGGUGAGACAACACGCACAGGACGAAAGACAGCUCGAGCAUCAAAGCUGGAGGAAGAACUCGAGGCACGUCUAGAGGCUGUUGCGGAAGAAAGAAGGCAAAGGCGGAAGGAACACUUGUUUCGCAUGCGCAUGAUGCGAGCAGAGGGAAAAGAAAGAAAGGCAAUUAAUGACCAAAAAUUGAAGAAUGCAGAAGCAAUGUCCCUUCUCUUGAAGUUAAAAGUGGAGCUGCUGAAGAAGCAGCUACAAUAAAUUACAUACUUUCCCCCCACCCCGCCCGAAAGAAACUGCCGGAGUGACAUAGAAUAAAGUUUAUUCAGUCAUUAAU
Messenger RNA from Rhipicephalus sanguineus (brown dog tick), 678 nucleotides. RefSeq lists its product as uncharacterized. Bases 24 to 602 code for a protein of 192 amino acids. Lineage: Eukaryota; Metazoa; Arthropoda; Arachnida; Ixodida; Ixodidae. The record is from RefSeq and is a predicted model, not a curated record. The transcript has 2 exons.